Messenger RNA from Nyctereutes procyonoides (raccoon dog), 2538 nucleotides. It is a transcript of the gene TAS1R3, whose product is annotated as taste 1 receptor member 3. The record is from RefSeq and is a predicted model, not a curated record. The coding region runs from base 1 to 2538 and encodes 845 amino acids. Lineage: Eukaryota; Metazoa; Chordata; Mammalia; Carnivora; Canidae. Gene Ontology annotation, biological process: G protein-coupled receptor signaling pathway; sensory perception of sweet taste; sensory perception of umami taste. Gene Ontology annotation, molecular function: G protein-coupled receptor activity; sweet taste receptor activity. Gene Ontology annotation, cellular component: membrane. The transcript has 6 exons.
AUGGCAGGCCUGAUGCUCCUGGGCCUCAUGGCUUUCUUGGGCCUUGGAGCAGGUGCCCCAUUGUGCUUAUCCCGGCAGCUCAGGAUGCAAGGGGACUAUGUGCUGGGCGGGCUCUUCCCCCUGGGCACAGCUGAGGACACAGGUCUCAGUGACAGGACACAGCCCAAUGCCACCGUUUGCACCAGGUUCUCGUCCCUCGGCCUGCUCUGGGCGCUGGCCAUGAAGAUGGCGGUAGAGGAGGUCAACAACAGGUCCACGCUGCUGCCAGGACUGCGCCUGGGCUACGACCUCUUUGACACAUGUUCGGAGCCCGUGGUGGCCAUGAAGCCCAGCCUCAUGUUCAUGGCCAAAGCGGGCAGCUGCGACAUCGCCGCCUACUGCAACUACACGCAGUACCAGCCCCGUGUGCUGGCAGUCAUUGGGCCACACUCAUCUGAGCUCGCCCUCAUCACCGGCAAGUUCUUCAGCUUCUUCCUCAUGCCUCAGGUCAGCUACGGGGCCAGCACCGACCGGCUGAGCAACCGGGAGACGUUCCCAUCCUUCUUCCGCACGGUGUCCAGCGACCGCGUACAGGCAGUGGCCAUGGUAGAGCUGUUGCAGGAGCUUGGCUGGAACUGGGUGGCUGCGGUGGGCAGCGAUGACGAGUAUGGCCGGCAGGGCCUGAGCCUCUUCUCCAGCCUGGCCAAUGCCAGGGGCAUCUGCAUUGCGCAUGAGGGCCUGGUGCCAUUGCCGCACACGAGUAGCCUGCGGCUGGGCACUGUCCAGGGCCUACUGCACCAGGUAAACCAGAGCAGCGUGCAGGUGGUGGUGCUUUUCUCUUCCACUCGCGCUGCCCGCACCCUCUUCAGCUACAGCAUCCACUGCAGGCUCUCGCCCAAGGUUUGGGUGGCCAGUGAGGCCUGGCUGACCUCAGACCUGGUCAUGACGCUGCCUGGCAUGGCUGAGGUGGGCACCGUGCUUGGCUUUCUGCAGCAGGGCGCCCCAAUACCCGAGUUCCCAUCCUAUGUGCAGACCUGCCUGGCCCUAGCUGCUGACCCUGCCUUUUGCGCCUCACUGGAUGAGGAGCAGCCGGGCCUGGAAGAGCACGUGGUGGGGCCCCGCUGUCCCCAGUGUGACCACGUCACUCUGGAGGCUAUGUCUGCAGGGCUGCUGCACCACCAGACCUUCGCGGCCUAUGCAGCCGUGUAUGGCGUGGCCCAGGCCCUCCACAACACACUGCUCUGCAAUGCCUCGGGCUGCCCCCCACGGGAUCCAGUGCGGCCCUGGCAGCUCCUAGAAAACAUGUACAACUUGACCUUCCAUGUGCGUGGCUUAGCGCUGCAGUUCGAUGCCAGGGGGAACGUGAAUAUGGAUUAUGACCUGAAACUGUGGGUGUGGCGGGACCUGAAGCCCGAGUUGCGCACUGUAGGUGCCUUCAACGGCCGCCUGAAGGUCUGGCACUCCCAGAUGUCCUGGCACACGCCUGGGAACCAGCGGCCCGUGUCCCAGUGCUCCCGGCAGUGCGGGGAGGGCCAGGUGCGCCGUGUGAAAGGCUUCCACUCCUGCUGCUACGACUGCGUGGACUGCAAGGCGGGCACCUAUCAGCGCAGCCCAGAUGACCUCCUCUGCACCCAGUGUGACCAGAACCAGUGGUCCCCAGACCGGAGCACACGCUGCUUCCCCCGCAGGCUCACUUUCCUGGCAUGGGGGCAGCCGGCUGUGCUGGUGCUGCUUAUACUGCUGGCUCUGGCGCUGGGCCUGGUGCUGGUGGCCCUGGGGCUCUUUAUUAGGCACCGGGACAGCCCACUGGUUCAGGCCUCAGGGGGGCCACGGGCCUGCUUUGGCUUGGCCUGCCUGGGCCUUGUCUGCCUCAGCGUCCUUCUGUUCCCUGGCCAGCCGGGCCCUGCCAGCUGCCUGGCCCAGCAGCCACUGCUUCACCUUCCGCUCACUGGCUGCCUGAGCACACUUUUCCUGCAAGCGGCCCAGAUAUUUGUGGGUUCAGAGCUGCCAUCAAGCUGGGCAGAUCAGCUGCGUAGGUGCCUGCAGGGGCCCUGGGCCUGGUUGCUGGUGCUGUUUGCUUUGCUGGCGGAAGCGGCAUUAUGUGCCUGGUACCUGGUGGCCUUUCCACCAGAGGUGGUGACAGACUGGUGGGUGCUACCCACGCAGGUGCUGGUGCACUGCCGAGUGCGCUCCUGGAUCAGCUUUGGCCUAGUGCAUGCCAUCAAUGCCAUGCUGGCCUUCCUCUGCUUCCUGGGCACGUUCUUGGUGCAGAGCCAGCCAGGCCGUUACAAUGGUGCCCGGGGUCUCACUUUUGCCAUGCUGGCCUACUUCAUCACCUGGAUCUCCUUUGUCCCUCUCUUUGCCAAUGUGCAUGUGGCCUACCAGCCCACUGUGCAGAUGGCCGCCAUCCUCCUCUGUGCCCUGGGCAUCCUGGCCACCUUCCACCUGCCCAAGUGCUACCUGCUGCUACAGCGGCUGGAGCUCAACAACCCGGAGUUCUUCCUGGGAGAUGAUGCCAGAGGACAGGGGAGUAGUGGUAGUGGGGGGAAGGAGACUUAG